Mycotypha africana is the source of this 441-nucleotide messenger RNA. RefSeq lists its product as uncharacterized. The record is from RefSeq and is a predicted model, not a curated record. Bases 1 to 441 code for a protein of 146 amino acids. Lineage: Eukaryota; Fungi; Mucoromycota; Mucoromycetes; Mucorales; Mycotyphaceae. The transcript is spliced from 3 exons.
AUGGGCUGUGCAACUCCUGAUAGUGCAUAUAUGCCAUUAAAGGUGAAGAAAAAAUUGAUCUUGAUUAGCAUAUUGAAGACCACUGAAUUACGAGGAGCGUUACCACAAGGUGUCCCCAUUCGCUAUUCACUUCCAUCUAAUGCUUUUCUUCAUGAUGCGGAUUGGAAAGUACAGUUUAUAAUUUUUGUAUUCAGUGAAUUGUACAAUAUCAUCGAAGGCCUUCUACCAUCAUUACUCUAUUUUGUUGAGUAUAGCGAGCUAACAUUUUAUUAUGGUUACAUGUUAGGUUACAUGCUCCCUUUGCCUUACAACAGUUUUUUUGCUUUGGAUUCGGUUAACAUUAGUUUUAGGAUGACUUCAAAUUUUGGAAUGUUUGAAUUUGAUAAACGUGCAGGACCAACGAUAUUCAAGAUAUGUUUUGUUUUACAUAUAGAUGUUUAA